This is a messenger RNA of Stegastes partitus (bicolor damselfish), 2023 nucleotides long. Its product is annotated as suppressor of tumorigenicity 7 protein homolog. The coding region runs from base 113 to 1666 and encodes 517 amino acids. The record is from RefSeq and is a predicted model, not a curated record. The transcript has 16 exons. Lineage: Eukaryota; Metazoa; Chordata; Actinopteri; Pomacentridae.
UGCUGCUGCUGGAUACUAGACACAUGUUGAAGUGCUGGUAGAAGAAAUGCUAGCUACGAAUAAGGAUUUAACCGGCUUCCCCGCGUACACAAAUUGAGCUCCCGGUCCAGCCAUGUUCGGCACAGAGUCCUCAUUAAGCAUGUUUCUGAACACCCUGACACCCAAGUUCUACGUGGCUCUUACUGGCACUUCUUCCCUCAUAUCAGGACUCAUAUUGAUCUUUGAGUGGUGGUAUUUCAGGAAAUAUGGGACCUCCUUCAUAGAGCAGGUGUCUGUGAGCCACCUGCGCCCCCUGCUGGGUGGAGUGGACAGCAGCUCUCCCAGUAACUCAAAUACCAGUAAUGGGGAGGCCGACUCAAAUCGGCAAAGUGUGUCUGAAUGUAAAGUAUGGAGAAAUCCGUUGAAUUUAUUUCGUGGAGCUGAAUAUAAUCGGUAUACAUGGGUAACAGGUCGAGAGCCGCUGACAUACUACGACAUGAACCUGUCAGCACAAGAUCACCAAACCUUCUUUACCUGCGACUCAGACCACCUCCGGCCUGCUGAUGCCAUCAUGCAGAAGGCGUGGAGAGAAAGAAACCCACAGGCUCGCAUCUCUGCAGCACAUGAAGCUCUAGAGCUUGAAGACUGUGCAACAGCAUACAUCCUGCUGGCAGAGGAGGAGGCCACCACCAUCAUGGAGGCUGAGAGAUUGUUUAAACAAGCGCUAAAAGCUGGUGAAGGCUGCUAUCGCCGCAGCCAACAGCUCCAACAUCAUGGUACACAGUAUGAAGCCCAGCACAGAAGAGACACCAAUGUGUUGGUGUAUAUAAAGAGGAGACUGGCCAUGUGCUCCAGAAAGCUUGGCCGAACACGAGAAGCAGUUAAAAUGAUGAGAGAUUUGUGUGUUUUCCAGUUAAUGAAGGAGUUCCCUCUCCUCAGUAUGUUCAACAUCCACGAGAACCUACUGGAGUCACUACUAGAGCUCCAGAACUACGCUGACGUCCAGGCCGUUCUGGCCAAGUACGACGAUAUUAGCUUACCCAAAUCUGCAACAAUAUGCUACACAGCAGCCUUGCUCAAAGCCAGGGCGGUAUCGGACAAGUUCUCUCCAGAGGCAGCGUCGAGGCGAGGGCUCAGCACAGCAGAGAUGAACGCAGUAGAAGCCAUCCACAGAGCGGUGGAAUUUAACCCUCACGUCCCCAAAUAUCUGCUGGAGAUGAAGAGUCUGAUUCUUCCUCCAGAACACAUUCUGAAGAGAGGUGACAGUGAGGCUAUCGCUUAUGCCUUCUUCCACCUGCAGCACUGGAAAAGGGUGGAGGGAGCGCUCAACCUGCUGCACUGCACCUGGGAAGGCACAUUCAGAAUGAUCCCAUAUCCUCUGGAGAAGGGUCACCUGUUCUAUCCCUACCCCAUCUGCACAGAGACGGCAGACAGAGAGCUGCUACCCACAGUGUUUCAUGAGGUGUCAGUCUACCCGAAGAAGGAGCUGCCCUUCUUCAUCCUCUUCACGGCCGGGCUCUGCUCUUUCACCGCCAUGCUGGCUCUGCUCACACACCAGUUCCCUGAACUCAUGGGAGUGUUUGCUAAAGCUUUCCUCAGCACGCUGUUUGCUCCUCUGAACUUCAUCAUGGAGAAGGUGGAGAGCAUCCUGCCGUCCAGCCUCUGGCACCAACUCACCCGCAUCUGACCCCGACCCAUCGGACUAGAAUCAGAACCAGGACCAGCAUGGAAAGCAGACCUCCAUCCGGACUGAAACAGCUGAACUGAAACCCAGAACGCUGCAUUGGACUAGACUGACACACCCUUUGUGCCAAGAUCAUGGAGUUCAAACCAAAUGGAGAACAGAGCAGGAGGCGUGAAACAAAAAGGCAAAACAGUGACAUCCAGAAUUGGUUUUGACUUUAUUUGAUAUGUUUGCAUUUUUUGGGUUUUCAAUCAUUUAAAGCUGUUUUUUUGUUGUACAAAAACAGGUGAUCAAUUGCCAUCAUUAAAAAAGUGAAAAGGAAAAAAAAUACAAUAAAGGACUUUUUGUGUAUUGCUGCAA